AUGUCUUCUAAUCAACAACCGUCAAAAAAUGAAAAUAAACAAGAUGAUACAUUAUUGAAUCGUGUCAAGAAUCUUCCGACACAAAAUUCUGAUAUUACCUCAGUACAUGAUUUUUUUAAUGGGUACCUUUUUCCAACCCCACCAAAAUUUGAAAUUGAACCCUCAAUUUCGGAUACAAUUACCGGCUUUAAUGUUCAUCGUGAAGUGGGAUUAAACUUUUACGUCAAAACUGCAAUGUCAUUUUUGAAACUCAACAAAUUAAAACGAUGGGUUUUAAGUAACCGAGAUGGAUUAGCCGGAUAUGGAUUCCAAUGGGAGAGCUUUUUUAAUACAGACUUUGAAGUGAAUUAA
Funneliformis mosseae is the source of this 351-nucleotide messenger RNA. The record is from the annotation of a GenBank genome assembly. NCBI's taxonomy places the organism in Eukaryota, Fungi, Glomeromycota, Glomeromycetes, Glomerales, Glomeraceae.